AGGACAUCAGGACUAGUUUGCUAAGCGUAUGGAACCCCUGUUGUCACUGCCAUCCCCUCUUGCAUUUCCCUCCUCCUGACAGCUGGGUGGCUCACUCACGCGGGACUGGCCUGACCUCCGGAGCCCCUCCGUGGGUGCCUGGCAGGGAGGCCUCCAUCCUGUCCUCUGUCACCUUCCAAACUAUUGUCCGGACCUGGAGCACUAUUUAAAGAGCCAUCUUUGAGAACUGCCUGCCCUGCUGCAUCGAGAGGGAGCACUUCAGACCAUGGCACCGCGGAGAGCCCGCAAGAGAGCAGAAGGCGGAGCCAGCUCUAACGUCUUCUCCAUGUUUGAUCAAUCCCAGAUCCAGGAGUUUAAAGAGGCCUUCACCAUCAUGGACCAGAACCGGGAUGGCUUCAUCGACAAGGAGGACCUGAGGGACACCUUUGCUGCCUUGGGCCGCAUCAAUGUGAAAAAUGAGGAGCUGGAGGCCAUGGUGAAGGAGGCCCCUGGGCCCAUCAACUUCACCGUCUUCCUGACCAUGUUUGGGGAGAAACUGAAGGGUACAGACCCUGAGGAGACCAUUCUCCACGCCUUCAAAGUCUUUGACACCGAAGGAAAAGGUUUCGUCAAGGCUGAUUUCAUCAAAGAGAAGCUCAUGACCCAGGCAGACCGGUUCAGUGAGGAGGAGGUCAAGCAGAUGUUUGCGGCUUUCCCGCCAGAUGUGUGUGGUAACCUGGACUACCAGAACCUGUGCUACGUCAUCACACACGGUGAGGAGAAGGACUAGGAGGCCAGGGAUCCCCGCCCCCACCAUUCAGAGGCAGCAAACACCGGCGGUGUUUUGGGGUGACCACCGGGGAGCCCCUACAGCCCACGUGUGCAAAGAAGAGGCUCCCCUGGCCCCAUGGCUCGGGGGCAAAGGGAGAAUAAAUAACACUAACGAGG
This is a messenger RNA of Canis lupus familiaris (dog), 927 nucleotides long. It is a transcript of the gene MYL10, whose product is annotated as myosin light chain 10. Lineage: Eukaryota; Metazoa; Chordata; Mammalia; Carnivora; Canidae. Gene Ontology annotation, molecular function: calcium ion binding. The record is from RefSeq and is a predicted model, not a curated record. The transcript has 8 exons. The coding region runs from base 266 to 769 and encodes 167 amino acids. Gene Ontology annotation, cellular component: mitochondrion; cytoplasm.